Messenger RNA from Phytomonas sp. EM1, 2205 nucleotides. NCBI's taxonomy places the organism in Eukaryota, Euglenozoa, Kinetoplastea, Trypanosomatida, Trypanosomatidae. The record is from the annotation of a GenBank genome assembly.
AUGCAUCUCCGUGACGUUGCGAUCGUCGCUGUUGUCAUAAUUUGCUGUACCAUUGUUUGGUCUCAAGAGAGCGCGCUGAACUUUCGAUGCGGAUUCAAAAUACCAAUACAAAAUAACAAAACGAACUCUAAUAUUAUACCAAAGCCCCUCCUCAUUGUGUUUAGGGAAAGUGGCAAGCGCUUUUUUUUGACUGCUACCUCAGAAACGCAUCUUGGCCUGUUUGAAACCACAAACUCUCGGUUUGUCAGUGGACGCUUUGUUUUACCUCUCCGGCCCAUAAUGAAGAUUUUGUUCGACUUUCAGAUUAUUGCGAUCGCCACCGGGUUUCUGGAAGAAAAUGCAUCUGUUCCCAUCGUUUGUGUACUAACGAAGAAUUAUGAAUUAAGUGCUAUUGACAUAAGCAGCAUGCAUUCUAGAAUUUUAUGGAAGACGACUGUAGUGCCGGCUGGUAGUUGGGACUUUGCACAUAACGUAGCUAUUUCUGUUGUUCCAGAGCGGGUUUAUGGGGAUGACGUCGGUAUGGUGACGGUAGCGGUUAAAAUAACCAACUCUGAUGGAGCUGUCUUUACCCGAUUUGCCGCCUUCAAUGGAAAGAAUGGAGAGGCACGAUGGGGCUUUUUUUCUCAUGGGGGGGGCGAAAUGGAUGAUAUUCUUCACGAGGCAAACCACACGUUGCCCUUGAAAGCGUCUGAGGGCGAUGAUAUUUUUAAUAUUAAUCUGACUAAAAAGAAGGGUCAUACAAAUAUUCUGCAUCAAAUACACCAUUCCCCGCAGCGACAAGGUCAUCCUUAUGAAAAGCCAUGGACUACGUUCCGGGAAACUGUGAUUGCCGCUCUCCCACACCACUAUGCCCACCCAUGGGAUGUGCAACUAAAGCCGCAUACUAUAUAUUCAGCUAAGCACCCUAAAACAAUAAAGGCACACAGGCGUGGUGAAAGAUCGACAUCUAAACUUAAUAAUCAUAUUAUUCAUGUGAACGAAGAGGACUAUGGAGUGCUAGGCGAAAAGAUUGCUCUUUUGAAGGAAAAACAUACUAAGGGCAUGCAUGCAGCCAAGACGGCGACGGCCAAGGAUCAACAUCAGCCACGCUCUCAUCGCAGGCUUGCGAACACAUUUGUGUACCAUGGUAAAAAUGACGUGGUGGUGCUUCACAUGUAUACUGGUAACGUCAUAACCACGCUUUUUCCACUUAAAGCGUACAAUUCUUACUAUCAUGACGUUGAUGAUGAUUUUCAUAUUGAAUCUGUUACUACGCAAAUAGGGCCACGCGUCUCAACAUACUCCAACCACGGGGUGGAUAUAGUUGAUGAUUGCUUAGGUAUCAUUUAUACGAGUAUCCCGUCCGCGGAAGAUGAAAUAUUUAACGUUACAAUUUGCGACACGCAAGGUUUUUUCGGCAACUUAGACCUUAUUCAUCGUUUUGUUGACGGUGACAUUCGUGGGGAGGGCGUGCCGCGUGCUCUCAACACCCUCGAACUUUUGGGGAGUAAAAACAUAGUAUCCAAAACAACUUUUAGUGUCAUGCCCUUGGUUGUUCAAGUGCAUCAAUCGAAGUUCCUAGACCUGAUUCAGGUUGAACGCUACGCAGUUUUUAUGCUAAACAGUGGCCUCCUCACAUGUGUGGAUUUAUCACGUAGGCGUGUGCUCUGGCGUGUGCAGACUAGCUCCUCUUUUUCUGAAGUAACAAACGCACAUCAAGCGAAGAUGUAUUUACACGACUUUGAAGAAGAUAAUCGUCCAAAAUCUUUUCCUCAUUUAGUAGCAUAUUCAUUGAAUCAAAAGAGCGCUGAGGAAGACGUUAGUUAUGUAGGUGGUGGUGGACAGCAAUACACUCGCGCCGAUUCCUAUAUUCUUGCCGUUGGUGAGGACAUGUUGACAUCUAUUCACAUUAAAACGGGUUUGAUUUCAUGUAGUGUUGCAUUAGAGGAGCCGCCAAUUGCUCCUGUAAUUGUGAUGGAUUUUAACGGUGAUGGUAUAAAUGAUUUGAUUGUUGUAUCAAGGGGGCAUAUUCACGGGUUUAUAGGGAGUGCACAGGCUUCCUCAGAAACAUUACCCGUCCUGAUGAUGCUUAUGAUUGGUCUUUUAGUAUUGUUGUUCAUUUCACAAAGGGUGUUUGAGCCUGGUGAUCAGCCUGAGUACAGCUUGCCGUCAUCGACUUAUCCAAAAGUUCGAGAUACUAAAGCACUUAAACGCGCAACAGAUUGA